Messenger RNA from Amyelois transitella, 5831 nucleotides. It is a transcript of the gene Shaw, whose product is annotated as potassium voltage-gated channel protein Shaw. Lineage: Eukaryota; Metazoa; Arthropoda; Insecta; Lepidoptera; Pyralidae. Gene Ontology annotation, cellular component: neuronal cell body membrane; voltage-gated potassium channel complex; dendrite membrane. Gene Ontology annotation, biological process: protein homooligomerization; potassium ion transmembrane transport. The record is from RefSeq and is a predicted model, not a curated record. The transcript is spliced from 10 exons. Gene Ontology annotation, molecular function: delayed rectifier potassium channel activity; protein binding. The coding region runs from base 626 to 2497 and encodes 623 amino acids.
AAAAUGAGUGACAGAUUUUUAUGUCAAAUAAGUUUUGCAGUAAGUUUUGAUUGAAUUCGAUUCGAACACCUGUAAACUUUCUUUCUGUUGUUUUUUACCGGUGCCUGUGUAUUUACCUAUUUGCACUUUGUUUUGUGCUGAUAACUUGUCGUUAUUUGGAGUUUGGAAUCUUCCGUUGAGUCGAGCUUUGUUCUUCCGGAUAUUCGUGUGAUUUUAUCAUCUGAGAUUGGACUCUUGACUGUGUUUACUGUGUUGUGCAGAUAUUUUGAGAUAGGACUCCUGUAAAAAGUACCUUAUUAUUUGAGAUAGGAGUCCCAAGUUUGUGUUUGUUUUUGUGAAAGACAGAUUUUACAACAAAAGUGCCACGAUGUCUUCAGAUAAACUUUGUUGCGUUCCUGGUUGUAAAGGCAGUGAAGAUGUACCAUUAGCCUUCUGAACCUUUCGGGCCAAGAGGUGCCCAGCGUCCUACACCUAUAUCAUAACGGUUCACCAAGCCAGCGAUGUCGCCCCAAGCCAGCUUCAGUAGACUGGAACGCGACUACAUCGCUGUAAUGUGGAGAAGAGGCCAGAGUCGCUCGCCGUAGCGUAUCUACUGACUGGUGUGGGGAGCGGGGCAGUCGCAAAGAUGAAUCUCCUCAACAUGGACGCGGAGAACCGCGUCGUUCUAAACGUAGGAGGGAUUCGCCACGAGACGUACAAGGCGACAUUAAAGAAAAUCCCGGCCACGCGGCUCUCAAGGCUGACGGAGGCGCUCGCCAACUACGACCCUGUGCUCAACGAGUACUUCUUCGACAGGCACCCUGGGGUCUUCGCGCAGGUCCUCAACUAUUACAGGACUGGCAAACUCCACUAUCCGACGGACGUGUGCGGUCCUCUGUUUGAGGAAGAACUGGAGUUUUGGGGUCUCGACGCCAACCAGGUCGAGCCUUGUUGCUGGAUGACUUACACCCAGCAUCGCGACACCCAAGAGACCCUGGCCGUCCUGGACCGCCUAGACCUGGAUACGGAGAAGCCUUCUGACGAGGAAGUGGCUCGGAAGUUCGGCUUCGAAGAAGACUACUACAAGGGCACAGUGUCGUGGUGGCAGCAGCUGAAACCUCAGAUGUGGUCGUUGUUUGAUGAGCCUUAUAGUUCCAAUGCUGCGAAGAUAAUCGGGGUGAUAUCAGUGUUUUUCAUAUGCGUGUCCAUAAUAUCGUUCUGUUUGAAAACGCACCCGGACAUGAGAGUGCCAGUGAUCAGAAACUAUACAGUGACGACAGCGAACCAGACGCCGAGUUGGGCGUUAGACAAAGUGCAAACAAACGCUCAUAUAGCGUUCUUUUAUAUCGAAUGUGUGUGCAACGCGUGGUUUACAUUAGAAAUCUUAGUGAGAUUCAUAUCAUCGCCUAACAAGUGCGAAUUCGUCAAGUCCUCCGUAAACAUCAUCGAUUACAUUGCAACGAUGAGCUUCUACAUCGACUUGAUUCUCCAAAAAUACGCUUCUCAUGUCGAGAACGCUGAUAUUUUGGAGUUCUUCUCCAUCAUCAGGAUUAUGAGGCUCUUCAAGUUGACGAGACACUCGUCGGGCCUCAAGAUUUUGAUCCAGACUUUUAGGGCGUCUGCUAAAGAGUUGACGCUUUUAGUCUUUUUCUUAGUUUUGGGUAUAGUUAUAUUUGCCAGUUUGGUGUAUUAUGCUGAGAGAAUACAAACAAACCCACAUAACGACUUCAACAGUAUACCUUUGGGUUUGUGGUGGGCCCUAGUUACUAUGACCACUGUGGGGUAUGGUGAUAUGGCCCCAAAAACAUAUGUUGGGAUGUUUGUUGGAGCGUUAUGUGCUUUAGCUGGGGUAUUAACAAUAGCCCUUCCAGUACCCGUCAUAGUAUCAAACUUUGCUAUGUAUUAUUCUCAUACACAAGCAAGGGCUAAAUUGCCUAAAAAACGACGCAGAGUCAUCAACGUCGAGCCAACUAGGCCACCCAUGCGUGCACCGGGAGUUCCAGGGGCGCCCGGGACUGGGGGUCCUUUAACAGCUGGCAUGGGACCCCAAGCCGUAAACCGUAGGAUGAACGCAAUUAAAACAAACCAUCCCAAAGAUAUGAUGGGACCUAACAUGGUUGCUACGCUGAUGCCGGGAAUGGACAUAUCAGUUGCCACAAGAUUAACCCCAAGCCCUCGAGACAUGAGUCCAGCUUUAGCUAUAGCACUGCCUAUGAUGAAGUCAGUCAACAUUGUACCAGCCCAAUGCUUCGAUAACAUGGCUUUCCAUGGAGAGAAACCUGAAGCUACAACUGAUAGUGAUAGAGAAGGCAGUAAAAGUACAAGCCGUCAAGAUUCCGUUGAGUCAAAUAAUACAGUAAGAGCAAAUAAUUACAAAAACGGAAUUUACAUUGACAAGAGUGAAGAAAGAACUGAUGCCAGGACGCCGUUGUUAAGAGAUCACAAAAUAGAAUCGCUUGAUGAAAAUAAAAUGCGCGAGAGCAAAAUUGAGAAAAGAAAGUCUUCUGCUUCGACAUAACAUAUGUUAUUUGCUAAUUAGUAUGAAAUCAACGAGACCAAUAGAACUAAGAAUCAUUUAAAACUUCCUGUUGCUAAAUUCAUCUGAAUCAAAACUGGCCGCGGCGUCUUUUGUGUUAAAAUUUAUAGGGAAGGUGAAUUUGUAAUGGUAUCGAUGAUAGCUUUCGGAAAUAUUCGUGACAAUUGGAUAUCAAAAGAUCUUUUUUUAUAUUAUUAAAAUCAACAUUACAAAAAUAAGUCACAAUAUCCUUGCGCAUGUCAUUUUUAAUAUUACAUUUUAACCUUCGGAGUAGAUGUAAAAAAUCGAAUUAUCAGCGGUGGGACGAAAUGAGAAAUGCCUUCAAAACAGUGCUAUGACCCUAAAUUAAUGAACCGUUUUUCUUUAGAUGAAGCAUUCAAAGGCCGUGAUAGACCUAAGUUAGUUAAGCAGUGUUUAAAGCACUCAUUUUACACAUAAAACGUUAGAAUAGCCUAUCACAAAUAGUCUUAAUGUUAGUCAAACUGUUAUGUCUAGACCGCUUAAACAAGUUUGUUUAUAAACAUAUUUUUAUUUAAACCUACAACAUUAAAAUCAUGAUAACAUUUAUUCAUUCAAUUCUUCUAAAAUAUAAGUUUAAUCAAUAUUUAUGAUAACUUAUUAUUGUAACUUUUACGUACAACAAAUGUUGUUCAAUCAUAAACAUAUCACUAACUAAAAACAUAACCUAUGUUCAAGUCUUUAUAUUAAGAUAAAAAGAAACUGUUUAAGCUGUAUAUACAUACAUGGAAAGAAUGACCAUUUAAUCAUUACGUAUAAUCAUCAUAACGACCAGAUUUAACAUUAAUAAGUUUACUGUCCAUUAGUGGAAUUGACAUGAACUGUACAAGAUUCCAAAAGCAGAAAGCUAUUAAUAUGUUUAUAAAUUAUCUGAAUGCUUCUUUUAUAAAAGCAUUAAGCAAAGCUUUGAACAUAAUUCGCAACUUAAAUUAUUUUGGUCGGUUGUCAAUUGUAUAAUACAACUAACAAAUUUGGAUUCACGAUUAUACCAAUCAUUUGAAAUAUAUUUUUGUCAAUAACAAUGCUUACUACUUAAAGUGAAAACAAAAUUUCUUUAAUUAAAUAUGUACGUGGACUAAUUACACAGAUUGAGUUAGCCUCGAAGUAAGUUCGAAACUUGUGUUUCGAGAUACUAACUCAACGUUACUAUAGUUUAUAAUAAUUACUGAUAUAAAUAAACAUCCAAGACCCGGACCAGUUAGAGAAAGUUCGUUUCUCAUCAUGCCCUGACUGAAAUUCGAACCCGGGACCUCCGGUGUCACAGACAAGCGUAUUACCGCUGCGCCACAGAGGCCGUCAAAAAUAAAAUAAUAAGUAAACGGAAUUCAAACUUUCUUUGAGCCGCUAUGUAUGCACUAAUUAAAGAAAAAUUUACUUUUUUCAUCGUUUUACAGAUAUAUUACACAAUAUUAAAAAAUUUCUAAAUAAAAGUAAUUUUUUUUUUAACUAAACACUCCAUUUAAACUCCCAAAAAGCUGCUCUAUGGAAUCUUUACAGCCUACAUGCUCGUUUCAAAUAAGUAAACAAUCGUUAAUAUAAUGUAUAUAACAAAAUUAUUAGUAGCGUUAAUAAUUUUAUAUCUUGGCGAUUACAUAUUUAUAAAUCACCACACGGAAACACAUAUCAUCAGCACUUUCUUUCAUUCUCGAUGUUACAAAUUUAUUUUAUGUAUAUAUAAUUACAAUUUAAUUAAUCUCUACUUAAUGUAAGGUUGAGUGUAGAUAGCAGUCAAAACAAUUUUUAUCACAAGACCAUGAAUUUCAUUAAUGUAACGAAAUAUCUUCUGAUAAUGUACUAGAUGAAAUAUUUUAUACGUAUAUUGAUGCGUUUGGCAAAUAAGCAAAUAAAGGGUGAAGCCAAAAAAGAAUAUUGAACGUAAGGUAAAUUUUCUUAUAAGAUAUUUCAUCUAUAAUAACAAAGUUGCUUUUAAUUAAACGUUUAUAUACCUGUUAUAAUUCGAGCAUAAUUAGAUUAAAAUUCGCGUUAAAUUGGCAAUAUACUCACAAUGGAAGUUGAGUCCGCAGAAUCUAUCCCUAGAUGGAUGCAAUAUGGUCAAAACAUUGCGACCUAUUUCGAGUAUAUGCAUAAAAACUUUGAAUUCAUAUCCUAAAAAGCAUAUUCAUUCUGUUAUUUUUUUAAUAAAUAAAUGUUGCUUAGCAACCGUAGAGCGAAGCACAAAGAUAAUAAAUAACGUUGAUAACGAUAAUAACUGGAAAACGUUUUCUAAAAUUGCGGGACCCUAAAAAAAUUAUGAUGUACCUGUAUUAUCAGUUAAAACAAUUUGUUUCUUUUUUUAAAUAAAUGGCGUUAUUUUGCUGUUUACUACUAACGAGAACGCAUAAAAUGCAAUAAUUUUAAUGUUGUGUAGAUAGCACAAAGUUAUGUUUUAAUAAAAUAUAUUUGUAUAUAAUUUUAGUCGUAAUUUUUAGUGCUUAUUGUAAAAAAAAUUAAACACUUUGAAAAAAAAAUAUUUGGCUAGAAAGCGGAUGGUAUAUAAUGUAUUAAACUGUCUAGAACAUAUUAUACCAAAAGAAAAAAAAACGAUAGUUAUUGAAACUUUAAAAUUCCAUUUCCAUAAUUUAAAUUUCUAUAUUUUCAUGCCUUAAUAAAUGCUUAAAUAUGGAAUUUCAAUUAAUUUUUAUUGAAAAUAAAACAACGGAUCACUACAACUUUUUUUAAUUAUAGCUGACCUAUUUUGCAAUGCUGAAUAAUAUAUGAACGUAACAAUGAGGUUUAAAGUUUUCCAAUUUAUUAUGCUUGAUUUUUUUUAUUAUAACUGAAAUAUAAAAUAUAUUUUUGUUUGAAAAUGCGAUCCAACAUUGAAACUAUAGAAAUAUUAAUUUUAUUUUUCGUCUAAGUGAUGGUAUACCAUACAUUUAUAAUAAAUUGAUGACACUGCUAGUCUACUAUUGGCUACUUAGUGUUAUAUUUUGAUAAAUUAACUAAUAGCGAGAGACUAUUUCGAAAAAAAAUUUAAGCACUGAUUUUUUUUUCUCUUUGUGAUUUUUUUUAUAUUUUGUAUUUGAACUUCUAUAGUAUCAGUAAUAAAUUACGAUUGAAAUUAUUGUUUUAUAUGUAUUAACGUUUUUUUUAAAUAAAAAAUAGUCUCUGGCUCUUAGACUAUAAAUGUAAAUGGGCGUUCAAUAAAAUUGCAAGCAAUGACGUAGGAUAAGGCUUCAACAGUGAGUAAACAGGGCUUGUAUCUUAUUGUAUAGCGUUCUAUAUAUACAUAUACAAUUUUGAACAAUACAAAAACAAUUUAUUUGACAUAUAUUGUUCAUUAAAUAUUGUAAAAUUA